This is a messenger RNA of Rotaria socialis, 450 nucleotides long. NCBI's taxonomy places the organism in Eukaryota, Metazoa, Rotifera, Eurotatoria, Philodinida, Philodinidae. The record is from the annotation of a GenBank genome assembly.
AUGAUCAAACACAUCAAAUCAUGUCAAACAACGAACGAAGAUAUUCCAAAUACGUCUCUUAAUGUUAAAGAAUAUUUUCGUCCUAAAACUUCUCAACCUAUUGCAAGAAUGUUGAAAGAAAAAAUUACAAAUGUAGCUGUUGAAUUUGUUGCCUUAGAUAAUCGUGCAUUUGAACUUGUAUCUGGUGACGGGUUUAUUUAUUUAGCUCAAACAAUAUUGAAUGUUGGUCAAGAUUUAUCUAAAACAUCAGAUGUUGAUAUUUUGGAUUUAAUUCCGAAUCCAAGAACUGUAAGUGUCAGUUUCUGUGGUAUUGCUCUUUUUCAUUUAAAUGAUGAAUUAAAACUCCAUGUAUUUAUUUUGGGUUGUUUUCCUUAUGAUCGUCAUAAUCAAACAGCAAGUCAAAUUCGUCAAUUUGUUGACAGUAAAUUAAUGGAAUGGAAUUCAAUUUAA